This is a messenger RNA of Colletotrichum higginsianum IMI 349063, 930 nucleotides long. RefSeq lists its product as uncharacterized. The transcript is spliced from 3 exons. Lineage: Eukaryota; Fungi; Ascomycota; Sordariomycetes; Glomerellales; Glomerellaceae. The record is from RefSeq and is a predicted model, not a curated record. Bases 1 to 930 code for a protein of 309 amino acids.
AUGACGCAAAAAGUCAUCACAACGUCACCUCCAACGGCGACUAACUCUGGUACGAUCACGCCGGCAUCAAACGACUGGGAACCUGCCACCGAUCGGAAUGCGGUCCCCAACUGCGACGGCAGCAUGAUUCAGACCCUGCAAUGCGGUCAAGCCUCAAAUAUCGGUUGUCUCGGUCAGCCCAGCCCCCAACCCCUUCCGUCACAACACCACAUCUAUCAUAAACCGCCCACCAAGAUGCCUGGACACCCCAAAGCCAAGGUGAUAUUCCUCAGUCCGCUGUUUGAUUUGGUCUCAGGGUUUUGGGCUCGGGCUUGGCUACGGGUCGUGAAGGCCAUGGGAGACAACCCAAACCAAGUGCGGAUCCAGGUAGGAAACCCAAUAGUAACGUACCAAGAACCAGUCCGCAUAACGCUUUCAUGUCUGCCUUCCCCUCUGCUUUCUGUGCCUGAUAUUGCCUUGGGCCAUCACCUCGAUUCUGACUGGCUUUCCGAAACUCCCUCAACCCCCGGUCAGCAGAUUUGUCCCUCGUUUCCCCUCUUCUUCUGCUCCCUUUCUCCUCUCUUCCUUCUUUCCUCUUGUUUCCUUCUUACACAUUCUGAAGUUGCCGCUACUUUCCCUCUUCAUCAGACCCUGUCAGGCUCAGGGUCCUUCCAAGACAUUCUUCUCUGCUUCGGUGAAGCGGCCCCCUCCCCCCCUUCCCCAGCCUCCUGCGGACAUCCCACUCACACACAUUUGCCAAUCCAGACUGCUGCCCCUUCGUUGAACGCUUACUCCCACCACACUCUGGAAUUUUCAACAAAGACUACCACCAAGACGCCGACGAAACGUCAGCGCUUCUUCCAAGCCUAUCCUAUUGUCGGCAGAUCACCCGCCCACACGAUACCCGGUCUCUCCAGUUACACAUCACACAAGACGAGCCACAACCGUUGA